AGCAGUAGGCUACAAAGAGGCAUGUAAUUGUAAUCCCAUUAUCCUAUCCAAUUCCAGGCAGGAUCCAUUAGCAUUCAAGCAGAGGAUUCACAUACCCCUACCCACCGCAAUCCAACAGAACAAAACCAUCCCUUGAAAGCUAAACAACAACUCUCUCUCUCUCUCUCUCUCUCUCUCUUUCCCUCUCUCUUGUCAAUGGAGACUCUAUCUUCUCUAUGUACAAGCCAAGCGCUAAUGUCCCGUCCAUCAAGUCCAGCCAUUUUUUGCACUAGUGGGUCUGUUUCUUUUACUGGGUUUUCUCUAAAAACUCAAGCUUUUUCAAAAAAGAAACAGACUUUGAGUUUUGUCAAGGCUUCUGUUGCUGUCGAGCAGCAAACCCAGGAAGCUAAAGUUGCUCUCAUUAGAAUUGGCACUAGAGGAAGCCCGCUUGCACUUGCUCAAGCUCAUGAGACACGAGACAAGCUCAUGGCUUCGCAUUCAGAUCUAGCCGAAGAAGGAGCUAUACAAAUUGUGAUAAUAAAGACAACAGGAGAUAAGAUACAAAGUCAACCACUUGCAGACAUCGGUGGGAAAGGAUUGUUCACGAAAGAAAUAGACGAGGCACUGAUAAAUGGUGACAUUGACAUUGCCGUUCACUCAAUGAAAGAUGUUCCUACAUAUUUACCAGAGAAGACAAUCCUCCCCUGUAACCUUCCACGUGAGGAUGUUAGGGAUGCAUUUAUUUCCUUGAGUGCAGCUUCACUAGCAGAUCUUCCUGCUGGUAGUAUCAUUGGAACUGCCUCACUCAGAAGAAAGUCACAAAUACUCCACAGAUAUCCAUCACUCAGUGUGGAAGAAAAUUUUCGGGGCAAUGUUCAGACAAGGCUGAGAAAACUUAAUGAAGGAGUUGUAAAAGCAACGCUAUUGGCAUUAGCUGGACUUAAACGCUUAAAUAUGACAGAAAAUGUAACUUCCAUUCUUCCACUUGAUGACAUGCUUCCAGCAGUUGCCCAGGGUGCAAUUGGAAUUGCGUGUCGAAGCAAUGAUGAUAAAAUGGUUAAUUAUUUGGCUUCAUUGAACCACGAGGAAACAAGACUAGCAGUUGCAUGUGAGAGGGCCUUUCUUGAAACCUUAGACGGGUCCUGUCGUACUCCUAUCGCUGGAUAUGCUAGAAAAGAUGAAAAUGGUGAUUGCAUAUUUAAGGGGCUGGUUGCUUCUCCUGAUGGUAGACGUGUACUGGAAACUUCAAGAAAAGGUCCAUAUGCUUUUGAUGAUAUGAUUGCGAUGGGGAAGGAUGCCGGCAAGGAACUUCUUUCACAGGCAGGCCCUGGAUUCUUCGACCGAUGAGGAACUCGAUAAUAGCACAAGGAAGAAGCAAAAUCAAGGCUUUGUGUUUGAGUUUUAGGCCCAGCUGUCGACCAUUUUAGUGUUCAUUAAUUCUUCAAAGCUAUUUAAUUGUUGCAGCAUCACGGUUUAAUCUUUUGAGUUACUGUAAAGUAGAAGAGCGUGUUCAAUCGCUGACACGAUCACGUUAGGCUAUUGUAUCUUCAGAAGUAAUAGAAUUCGAAAUUUUUGGUGUUC
Molecule: messenger RNA, 1560 nt
Organism: Populus trichocarpa (black cottonwood)
Lineage: Eukaryota; Viridiplantae; Streptophyta; Magnoliopsida; Malpighiales; Salicaceae
Product: porphobilinogen deaminase, chloroplastic
Exons: 5
Coding region: 196-1326 (376 amino acids)
Biological process (GO): heme biosynthetic process
Cellular component (GO): cytoplasm
Molecular function (GO): hydroxymethylbilane synthase activity
Source: RefSeq, a predicted model, not a curated record